Aureobasidium namibiae CBS 147.97 is the source of this 240-nucleotide messenger RNA. RefSeq lists its product as uncharacterized. The coding region runs from base 1 to 240 and encodes 79 amino acids. The record is from RefSeq and is a predicted model, not a curated record. NCBI's taxonomy places the organism in Eukaryota, Fungi, Ascomycota, Dothideomycetes, Dothideales, Saccotheciaceae. The transcript has 2 exons.
AUGGCCGAACUUUCCAGCUCCAAGAUGGACCUCCAUGCUCUGAUCAAAGACAGCAUCAGAGCCCUCUAUCACGAUUGUGCAGACCCCACUGUCACCCUUGCUACUCACGACAAGCUUUGGUGGGUCGUCAUUUUCCAUCGAUCCAGCGCCAUCGACCGCAUGCACUCUGGGCAAGGGUUUGCAACCAGAGAAGCUGCAUUGGAGAACAUGUUACGCUACUUCGAGGAAUUGAUUUGGUAA